Molecule: messenger RNA, 4334 nt
Organism: Macrobrachium nipponense
Lineage: Eukaryota; Metazoa; Arthropoda; Malacostraca; Decapoda; Palaemonidae
Product: DNA polymerase eta-like
Exons: 11
Coding region: 919-3705 (928 amino acids)
Biological process (GO): error-prone translesion synthesis; response to radiation
Cellular component (GO): replication fork; nucleus; site of double-strand break
Molecular function (GO): DNA-directed DNA polymerase activity; damaged DNA binding
Source: RefSeq, a predicted model, not a curated record
UGUCCGCCGGCUUCGACUCAUCUGUCAAUUUGUAUUUGUCAUUUUACGCGCCAGUAACAAAAUCAAACCAGCUGAUUAUUUAACGUCACUUCCUCAGCCAUUGUUAUCAGGGAGCGAUGACGAAGAUGGAGUGAAAAGGAGAGAGACGAUGAGUGAUUUAAGACGCGAAAGGACGUUAAAUAUGGCGUCGGUGGGAGGGAUUUUAAAAUGAUUUUCCUACGGCUUAUCGGUGAUUCAUUGACCUUUUAUACUCUCAUUCAAUUUUCUGCAAGGAAGUGUAAUGCUUAAACAGAAGAAACAGAAAACUAUUCCAAAGAAUGCAGAAACCUCAAGUAUAGUGUGUGAAAAGGAGAAAACACCUCGAAGAGGGAGACAGAAAAAGAGUAAGACUGAGAAGUUUGAGGUGAACCAAGGAAGUGAAAAGGUUAUUGUAGAAGAAGUUGAUGUUAACAUUGAAAACAAUGAAAGUAAAGAAUUUCAAACAAAUGAAGAAUGUAAAACUGGCUCCCCCGAUUUAUUUGAGACAGGGAGUCUGAAUGAUUCUCUGAAAACCCACACCGGUGUUUGCCUUUCCUCGUCUUCGUCAGAAUCGAGCGAUGACUUUGCACUGUCUGAAGUGGAAGUUGACAUGAUAAAGAAGGAAAUUGCCGAUAUAAAUGUUUUAUCAGCAGAGCGAUCAUUGCAGGUUUGGAAAGAAAUAUUACAAGUGCCAUCAAGCCAAAAAAUAACUCGAAGUGCUGAUUUACAAAUUUCUGAAAAUUAAGUUGUUGUAAAAUGCUCUUUCGUCACAGUUGAUGCCUUAUGUUAUGUACUGUAAUAUACUGAAAUGAAUCAGAGGAUUCUUCCAUAAGGAAUCAAGAACCGGGAUGUAUGUAGUAUUCUUGUAAAUAAAAGAUUUAUCACAGUUAACUAGACAAGAUGACAGACAGGCUAGUAGUGUUGCUAGAUAUGGACUGCUUUUAUGUACAAGUCGAGGAGCGUCACUAUCCACAUAUAAGAGGGCUACCAGCUGCUGUGGUUCAGUACAACUCAUGGAAGGGUGGAGGGAUCAUAGCUGUGAAUUAUGAAGCUCGAGCAUUUGGUGUGAAACGAGGUAUGAGAGGGGAUGAAGCGCGUAGUAAAUGUCCUGACAUUCAGUUAGUCACUGUUCCAGUUAACCGAGGAAAAGCAGACUUGACAAGGUACCGUGACGCUGGUAAAGAAGUUAUCAAUGUACUCUGCGAUUAUAGUGACUGCGUUGAAAGAGCAAGUAUAGAUGAAGCAUAUAUUGACUUCACUGGAGCUGUGCAGGAGCAAAUAGUGAAACAUGGUGGUGUGGUUGAUUUAGAGAAAUUGAAGUCUACUUGGGUGGUUGGUCAUGAUGAAGUUACAACUGAAAUGUCCACCGAAGAGAAAGAAGAUGUAAGGAGGAAUGGUGUCAAGGAUUGGUUGUCUUCUGUUUUUGUUGAUCAAGAAGAUUCCAUACCACUGGAUAACAGUCAUCCUGAAUGGGACAAUAUCAGACUGGCGUUUACAGCUGCUUUGUGUGAAGAGAUGAGAGCAGCUGUUCUUGAGCGCACUGGAUUUAAGUGCUCGGCAGGAAUAGCACACAAUAAGAUGCUUGGAAAACUGUCAUGUGGACUUCAUAAGCCCAAUCAGCAGACUGUUCUUCCCCAGUGCAAUGUGGCACUACUGUGGAAAAACAUGCCUGUAGGUAAAGUGCGGAACCUUGGUGGAAAACUUGGAGACAGCCUGACAGAAGAUCUUGGUUGUAAAACCAUGGGAGACCUUGCACAACUAUCACUUCAGCAGCUUACUGGGAGAUUUGAAACCAAAACAUCGGAGUGGCUAUAUAAUCUUGGCAGAGGCAUUGAUACAGAGCCAGUAACCUCUCGUCAACUCCCGAAAAGCAUUGGUUGUGGAAAGAACUUCCAGGGAAAGGAAGCACUGAAUACUCAGGCCAAGGUGCAGAAAUGGAUGUUGAGCUUGGCAGAAGAGUUGACUGAACGUCUUAAUGAAGAUCAGACUGCAAAUAAACGACGAGCUAAAACUUUAACUGUCGGUGUUCGUCUGGAUGGUGAUGCCAAGUUCACAUCAUUGUCUCGCUCUGCCAACCUAUCAGCGUAUUGUGCCGAGCGAAUCGCCAGAGUUGCCAUAUCUCUAAUUCAGCAUACAAAUAAAGCUCCAGCAAAGAAUGGCUUAUGGAAUCCAUCAAUCAAAAACAUCAGCCUCUCUGCUGCAAAAUUUGAGGAUUGGACUGGUUCAGGAUCUGGAGACAUUCAGGAAAUGUUUAAAAAGGCAGUAAAAAAUCCAAGAACUAGCACAAAAGUGCUAGAUUUUGAAGAGAAAUCAAAUGGUGACCAGGAUACUUUGUUGGCAUCACCUGUGAAGGAUACAGUUACAUCUGUGCUGAAAACACCAAAUAGCUCUUUAGCAAAGAAUGAGAAACUUGGCACUAGUCCAAAAGUUAAUAAAGGGAUAAAAAGUCCAAAGGAAAGUGGCAAUUCCAAGAGUAGCCCCAUGGUCAGUAAUUCAUUUUUCAAGAAUCUUCUUCAAAGACGUGUAAACAAGCAAUCGACAGUUGCAACAGAUCCUUUACCAACCACUUCAGAAAAAUGUAAUGGUACUGAACUACCAGAAGAAAACAAUGAUAUUCCUGAAGUUGAGAGCACAAAUAAUCAUGAGACCGAGGGGAAAAGUGACCUCGACUUGUUAGCAAGCUUAUUAUCAGAUGACGAUGGAGAAACUUGUCUCAGUGAAGAUGACUUGCCCUGUGGUCAGCAUAUUAAGGAUGGAGGGGAUAGUGAUAGUAGUUCUGUUUAUGAUGCUGCUACAGAUAUUGAUUCUAGUUUUUCCUCUGAAUAUAAGGACAGACUACAAGGUAGUCAGGACCUUUUUGUAGAGGAUGAUCCUGGUUUAGUUAGUAGAUCAAGUGAAAAUGUAGAUCAGACACCUAAACAGUCGGGUGUAGAUGCUCCCUGCUGUACAUCAAAGCCUCACAUGAAAGAUGUCCCGCCAAGAGGGGCAUCUCCUUUGAAGUCCUGUCAAGAAUCAGGGAUAAAUCAUAAUUUGAAAUCCUUGGGAAGUGCUACAAAGGUUUCAGUACAAGAAUUAUUCCCAGAUCUUGAUAAUGUUGAUGAAUCUAUCUUGAGUAUGUUACCAAAAGAAUUGAAGUUAGAAGUGGAAAAUGCUUUGAAAGAUUAUAAAACCAAAACCCAACAGAAAAAAUCUGGGAUGUGGAAAUAUGUAACGAGUGUUCCUUCACCUCAAAAGACUCCUAAUUCAAAUAGUAGUUGUGAUCUAUUUUCAAACAGAAAUGGUAAUGAAGCAAUACCUGGACCUUCCAAGGAAGGAAUAUCAGAAGAAAUAAGUCAUGUGCACUUGGAAACCCCAAGGACAGGUAUAAACUGCAUACAGAAAAUGGAUGAAAGUAAUAAGUGUACGAUAAUCUUUGAUAAUAAUAAUGUAGGAAAUGAAGGAAAAGAUUUCAUAGACUGUAAAGAAUGUGGUCUCCAAAUUUCAGCACUUGAAGUGCAGGAACAUGCCGAUUACCACUUGGCACUUAGUCUGCAAAGUGACAUGAAAACAGAUGCAAAUUUAACAAAUAGUAAAGUAAAAGAAAAAAAUAGAAAAAGUAAUAGAGGCAGAAAAAGAAUAAAAGGAAAUGUGAAAUCCUUAGUAACAGUUAGUAAAAUGCAGAAAUUAGACUCCUUUUUCAAGUCAUAACUUUAAAAUGAAACUUCAACUUGACCUAAGAUAAUUAAUUUAUAUGAAUUAUUUAAUUUACUAUUAUUCAGAGAUCAGAUAAUAUAUCUUCAAUUUCUUAUUUAUGACAAAGUAUAAUUGUGUAUUUUGUUUGAUUAUAUUAUAAUUACAUGACAGCUACUAUUAGUGUGUGGUAUAAAUCAGUGCCUUUGUCUCUUUUUUUUGUCUUUCAGAGUUAAUGAUGUAUGUAGCAUUUCUUAGAUAUACUACCAUAAAUUCGCAUGUUUAUUUUUUAUUAGAUAUCUCAUUGGAUGGCUGCAAGACUUCCAUGCAAGUAAUUAAAGUCAUUAGUGAAGACAUUAAGAUGUGCAAUGUGAAUUUCUGUUGGCUGAAAACAUGGGAAAUCCUAAGAACAUGUGUAUGCAAACUCUUACACAGAUGGAUAAUGAUUGCCACCAAAUAAAAAGACUAGUAAGUCUGCCAGAGUUUUAGUUAACCAUGCACAAGAAUGAAAUAUACAUUUCCAGUUUCCCUAAAAAUACCAACAGACUUACUGUUAAGUGAUAUGUAUUUAUAAAAUCUAUUGCAACUGAGAAAAAUAUUAAGAUAAUCGUAACUAUUGAGGUUAUUUAAUAAAUUACUUAUUGAAA